CGGAGAUUCGUAUUCUGGUCCGAGGAGAAGGCUGAGAGUCUCACAAAAAGUACGGCCUGGUCAUCUUUCCGCCCUCCAUCUUCUCUUCCAUUGACAUCUCUUCGUAAGUACUUGCUGUUUGGUCCCGGCCUCGAGGACCACAGGCGCAAACAAUGGAGUACUUCGAUUUCGACGACGCCUCCCAUGCCAUCCCCGCUUUGGACCUUGAUGAUUGUUCGUCGGUCGCGGGCGAGGCCUGUGAGACUGAUGCCACGGACUGUUAUGAAUCGCUCUUUUUUGACAAAUCAGCGGCCCUUCCGACGAGUCGACCGCCGGCCAUCAAAGUCGUCAAGCUCAAGCUAAUCAACAACGUCGAAAUUGAGGCUAUUCCACAUCCUUCCGACAUCACCGCCGAAUACCCAAUGUUUCGUGCCAAAGAGCCUUGUGACCUUUGCGCGCGAAUGGGCCUCGAUUGCUUCUUGGCUACAAGAGGCGCUCUGGUCACGGGCUGCACCUGUUGCAUUUCUCUAUAUCGAGAGUGCAGCUUCGUUCACCCGAAAAUCCCCAAGGGCUUUGUCAACACUUUCCCGGGUAUCGCAGAAGACCAGCAGAUCACGGAAGGACCGUUGACUGAACGCAGAAAGGCCAUGAAGUCAAUGGAAGAAGGACGAGGCCGAAAGACUGGUGCUCGGUUUCCCCGCGACGCCGUGAAGAUUUUGAAACAGUGGCUUGCUGAACAUGCUGACCAUCCGUAUCCCAACGAGCGCGAAAAGGACGAGCUUAAGCAAGUCACCGGCCUGAAGAGGAGCCAGAUUUCCAAUUGGUUGGCCAAUGCACGCCGACGAGGAAAGGUCAGGCCUGCCGAAUCUGGCCCAUCCUCACCUAUGCUGGGGGCAAUCGACAUCCCUAAUAGAGUCGACAACCCGGAUAUUACAGAACUCAACCCCCUAGAUCGUUGGAAAGCUUCGCCACCAGAACACGAACCCGCAUCCAUGACUGCCAUUGCAAGAGCCGUCACUUCCACCCCCCUACCAGUUCGCAACCCAUCUCUGCCGAGUAUCCACGGCUCGAGGCCAAGCUCGAGGAAAGCUUCGAGCGAAGAUGAUUCAUCCUUCUCCAUGUUCCGCGCUCCGUCGGUAAGCAGUUUUGGAACGAGGGAAUCUAGCAAUUCCGAUCUUACAUUUGCCUCCUCACGAUCGAAUCGGUCAAAGGGUUCUUUUGCUUCGUCCCAGGACCGACGCAGGCGCAGGCGAGCUCCUGUGGCACAACGCACGGCGGCUCAACAGGCCAAAUCGCGAGCAGCAAGAAUCUUUCAAUGCACAUUCUGCACAGACUCUUUCCCUGCCAAGUAUGACUGGCAAAGGCACGAGAAAUCUCUCCACCUUGCUCUAGAGCGGUGGACAUGUUGCCCCAGUGGUGGUACCAUGACUGACGCACUGACGGGCAUGGAACUUUGCGUCUUCUGCCGCGAGCCAAACCCUUCGACGGAUCAUUUGGAGUCGCACAAUUUCACAGCAUGCCAAGAGAAGACAUUGCAGGAACGUACCUUUUAUCGGAAGGACCACCUCAGCCAGCACCUGAAAUUGAUGCACAAUGCAAAAGUGCAGUCUCACAUGGAUACCUGGAAGAGCACCACGAAUGAGAUCAAGUCCGCUUGUGGCUUCUGCCCAUCCAAGUUCACCACUUGGCAACAACGAGCAGAUCAUCUCGCUGCUCAUUUCCGGAACGGUUCGGACAUGAGCAAUUGGGGUGGCGGAUGGGGAUUCGAGCCGUAUGUCGAAAGACUGGUCGAGAAUGCUAUACCACCCUAUCUCAUUGGCCACGAGAGGAACACGAUGGACCCAUUUGUUGCGAGAUUGAUGGCCACACCGUCCUCCAAUACCGACGGAGGAUUAACCAACGGCACCUCUGCCGAAAGUACGGAGCCUGAUCAAAUGACUCGGGACUCUAAUUGCUGGGGUAGACUAGAGCAAGAACUGAGCAAGUUUGUAUCGCAACAAAGAAUUGCAGGACACAUUCCGUCAGACAAGGACCUGCAGGACCAAGCGCGCAUGAUCAUUUACGAGGACAACGAUCCCUGGAAUUGGACCUGUGCGGACAAUCAGCAGUGGCUUGACACUUUCAAGUAUCAACAGGGAAUUGGAAAUGUGACGGAUGCAAUGGUGCCGACCCAAACCCUGGCUGAAGUGCCCAUCCUGGCCCCAUACGUGAUCAAGGGCGGAUUAAAGUCGAAGCCUGCAACCACUCAAAGCCAGCGCAGGAGCUUGUCCACUGAUACCAACUCUUUCCCAGCCAUGACACCGGACUGUGGCAGUGUACCCAACUCGACCGCAGCUGGCGCAUUUGACAAUGGCAUGGAGCUUGACUUUGACAGCAUUGACUUCAGCAACCUUGAUCUGGGAAUGGUCGACGAUUUGAACUUCGACCUAGGACUCGACAACAGCCAAGGAGGGAUGACCUGCGGGGGUGGAAUGGGGGUGUCAAUGGCGCCUGCGACGCCGUUCUCAUCGAGUAUCUCAGGCGAUAAUCUGUUCGCCUCGUAUGGGAUGAAUCGCCCAAUGGGCAUGGGAAUGGACAUGAACACAGGGAUGCCUCUUCAGCAGCAAGCGACACAGGCAGGCGGCAAUGGCGAGUUCAUGAGCGACCGUGACCUGAGCCAACUGUCUGGGUACGUGGCAGGAUUCAACUGAUUUCGAGAACCAGCAAAGAGAAUAGAGGGAGGCUGGAAUAAGCUGGGUGGGCAUUGGAGAGUAUUUCAACAAUGUAACAGACGACCACAGUGGCCAGACGUGGAUUUGCGCUGUCAGGCGGAGGGCGCAGGGCUCAACUGAGGAAAAGAAGACACGGCGCCACCGGUCCACAGACUAGUCAUGCGCGCCUCUGACGAGAAGUAGAAAAGUAAUCAAUAACAUAAUGAACUAUAAGA
Messenger RNA from Cladophialophora immunda, 2905 nucleotides. RefSeq lists its product as uncharacterized. Gene Ontology annotation, biological process: regulation of DNA-templated transcription. The transcript has a single exon. The coding region runs from base 153 to 2669 and encodes 838 amino acids. NCBI's taxonomy places the organism in Eukaryota, Fungi, Ascomycota, Eurotiomycetes, Chaetothyriales, Herpotrichiellaceae. The record is from RefSeq and is a predicted model, not a curated record. Gene Ontology annotation, molecular function: DNA binding.